Molecule: messenger RNA, 1354 nt
Organism: Vespa crabro (European hornet)
Lineage: Eukaryota; Metazoa; Arthropoda; Insecta; Hymenoptera; Vespidae
Product: mitochondrial glycine transporter-like
Exons: 8
Coding region: 343-1203 (286 amino acids)
Biological process (GO): glycine import into mitochondrion
Cellular component (GO): mitochondrial inner membrane; mitochondrion
Molecular function (GO): glycine transmembrane transporter activity
Source: RefSeq, a predicted model, not a curated record
UUUUUAAUAUCUAUAUGAUAUAUAAAAGACUAUUACAAAAUCUUAUUUCUAAGUAUAAUAACAUAUCUAAUGAGACCAAGUAAAAUUGUUUCAAAAUUAAGGUUACAUGAAUACUCUUAGUCAUUCCUAUACAUAAAAAAUUAACAGACUUUAAACUCAACAAUGUAUAAUGAACUUCCUAUAUUACGUAUAUUACUAAGUCACGUUUAAAUCACGUUUCUCUCGACUAUUUUUUAAUAUUUUUAUAUGACAGUAUUCUGAUAUGCAGGGUCAUUCAAUUGACCUGGAGAGCGAAGAAACUGAGAUAAGCAAGGAACUUCCAAUCAAUUACAAAAUAUAAAAAUGGAGGCUAUAGGAGCCUAUCCCAUAUUAAAAUCUUUUCUUGCUGGCUCAUUUUCUGGUACUUUUUCGACAAUUCUAUUUCAACCAUUGGAUUUAAUUAAAACUAGAUUACAAAGCAGAGUUACUACUCAUGUUGAACCAACAAGAAAUGGGAUGCUAACAACAAUUGUACAUAUAAUAAAAAAAGAAAAUGUAUUUGGAUUAUGGCGGGGUAUGACACCAUCUAUAACAAGGGUCAUCCCUGGUGUUGGACUCUACUUUUCUUCUUUGGAUUGGUUAAAACAUACAUUACAGCUAGAAGAACCAUUGACACCUCUACAAGCUAUAUCGUUAGGUAUUACAGCUCGAUCUAUGUCUGGUGGUUUAUUAAUUCCAAUUACCGUUGUUAAAACACGAUUUGAGAGCGGCGUUUACAAAUACAAUAGCGUUGCAGAAGCUUUGAGGCUCAUAUAUAGGCAAGAAGGUAUUAAAGGUCUGUCAAGUGGCCUAGUACCAACAUUACUUCGCGAUGCACCAUACAGUGGUCUUUAUCUGUUAUUUUAUACACAAUUAAAACAAAUAGCUGCUCAUACAGAGCUCAUUCAUCAAAAUACCUCUGUACCAGUACACUUCAGCUGUGGGGUUUUAGCAGGAAUUUUUGCUGCUAUUGUAACGCAUCCACCAGAUGUUAUUAAAACGAAGAUGCAACUUUAUCCAAAUGAAUUUAAAACUAUUUACAGUGCCACUUAUAUUGUAUAUAAAAAGUAUGGAAUUUUAGGAUAUUUUAAAGGAAUUAUUCCUAGAAUGUUAAGAAGAACACUAAUGACUACUAUGGCUUGGACUGUUUAUGAACAGAUUACACGAAGCAUUGGGUUAAAAUAAAAUUUAAUAAAUUAUGCUGAUUGGUAUAAAUAGAAAAUUUUAACCACAUAACAACAAUUAUUUAUAUACAGUAUUAGAAUGAAGCAACGUAUUGCUCAUUGUAUUACCAAUAUAUGUAUUUAUUUAAUAAAUUAUAUAUUUUUAUAGAUUA